This is a messenger RNA of Rhizoctonia solani, 1818 nucleotides long. Its product is annotated as Retrotransposable element Tf2 protein. Gene Ontology annotation, molecular function: nucleic acid binding. NCBI's taxonomy places the organism in Eukaryota, Fungi, Basidiomycota, Agaricomycetes, Cantharellales, Ceratobasidiaceae. The transcript has a single exon. The record is from RefSeq and is a predicted model, not a curated record. Bases 1 to 1818 code for a protein of 605 amino acids. Gene Ontology annotation, biological process: DNA integration.
AUGCCCUUUGGCCUCACCAACGCCCCGGCCGCCUUCCAACAUUUCAUGAAUGACUUGUUCAGGGACCUCAUCAACGUCACAGUGGUAAUCUACUUGGAUGAUAUCCUCAUCUUCUCAGAAGACCCCGAGAAGCACCCGGAACACGUUAGGGAAGUCCUAUCAAGGCUAAUGAAAAACCAGUUGUUUUGUAAGCUCUCUAAAUGCCACUUCCACGUCACUACAGUUGACUACCUUGGCAUCGUUAUAUCCCCGGCAGGCUUCUCUAUGGAUCAGAAGAAGAUCGAGGCGGUUACAUCAUGGCCCCAGCCUAAAACAGUCAGACAGGUGCAGGCCUUCCUGGGAUUUGUGAACUAUCUCCGCCAAUUCAUCCCCCACUUUAGUUCCGUAGCUUGUCCCCUUCACAACCUCACAAAAAAGGAAACCCCAUGGUCCUGGGGAACCCAAGAAGAGGAAGCUUUCCAGGAGUUAAAGUCCCUAGUCACCCGCUCCCCGGUCCUAAUCCAUUCAGACCCAGAUCUCCCCUAUUACCUAGAGACAGAUGCGUCGGGCGUAGCCAUGGGAGCCAUCCUGAGCCAACAAGGGGAAGACAACCGCCUUCAUCCAAUUGCAUAUAUGUCCAAAUCCUUUUCCGGGGCAGAAGCCAACUAUGACACCCAUGAUAAGGAACUCCUAGCCAUAAUCAAGGCAUUAGAAGAAUGGCGGAUCUUCCUUGAAGCAACAGACAGACCAAUCCAGGUGUUCACAGACCAUAGAAACCUGGAAUAUUGGAUGCAGGCACAGACGUUCAACAGAAGACAUGCACGCUGGCGGAUUUUCCUGAGCGAUUUCAACUUCGAGAUACACUACCGCCCAGGGAAACAAUCAGGAAAACCCGACGCCCUUUCCAGAAGGUCAGACUACAUAGACUCCCCAGUAGAACCAGAAGUCAUGCUACCGUCAGAGGUCUUUGCGAAUACAUCAGAGGCAGAACUUGAGAUCGUCACGGAAAUUUGUUCCAGACUCAGGGAGGACCCAUCCCUGGAACCCAUCAUCCAGUUCCUGACAGAAGACGCGGACAACGCACCCCCCUCCAUUCGGAAGGCUUACAGAGACUACGACUGGGAAGAAGACCUACUAUGGUAUCGAGGGAAACUUGUGGUUCCAGAUUCAGAAGUCCUAAAGGAGCGAUUACUCAGGGAAUCCCAUGAUUCCCCACUAGCCGGUCAUCCAGGUCAGCAAAGAACCCUCGAACUCCUAAGUCGUAACUACUGGUGGCCUGGCAUGAAGUCUACAGCCAAGGAAUGGGUAGAAUGUUGUCCUAUCUGUCAAGCCAACCGACGCGCUCAUGCUCCUGUCAUUGCCCUUAAACCCCUAGAAGUCCCCCCUUAUCCGUUCCACACCAUCUCUUAUGACUUCAUUACAGGGUUUCCCAAGUCUCAGGGUCACGACGCUAUACUGGUGGUAAUAGACUCCUUUUCCAAAUUUGGCCACUUCAUCCCCACUUCCAAGAAGGUCACAGCAAGGGGUCUGGCGGAUCUAUUCAUUACCCACGUCUGGAAACUCCAUGGGCUACCUGUCAAAACAGUCUCGGAUAGAGGAACUACCUUCACGGGGAAAUUCCUAAGGGCACUUUACCAGCAACUUGGAGUGAAACCAGCAUUCUCCUUGGCCUAUCACCCAGAGUCAGAUGGGCAAACGGAAAGAGUCAACCAGUUCAUUGAAUUCUACCUACGCUCCUACGUAGCAGCCAAUCAUUCUGAUUGGGCAGCUUGGUUACCACUGGCAGAAUAUGCGUACAAUAAUGCCAAAACAUGCAGCAACGGGAAAAACACCCUUUGA